CAAUCAAAACACACACGAGUAAACAACAACAUUUGUCCAUACUCAAAAUACCAACAAACAACAAUAACAAAACUAAAUAGAUGAAAAUAUAUAAUUAAGUUUGGCCACUUGAAAAAUAUUUGAAACAUUUUUUAUAUUGGAUUUAGUAAAGAGAGUGUUUUUUUUGUCAAUUUUAAAGUAAGACAAAGCUUGUUUUUUGUAUUAUAUUUAAAUAUAAGUAAAUAUUUAUGUACAUAUAUGUGAAACUGUGUGUAUGCAUGAGUGAAUGUCUAUUAUGAAAUUUUACAACAUUUAAAAAUAAUUUUAAAAUUAAAUAAAUGAAAAAUAUAUGUAUAAAGAAUAAAUACAAACAUACUACUGUGCGAGUACAAAAUUUUUAAACUUUCUCUGAUCUGUUACAAAAUUGUAAAUAACAACAGUUUCUUUCAUUUUCGUUUUUUUUUAACGUUUGAAUUUACAAUCAGUUGUAGUUGUUGUUGUACGUUACGAGUAUGUUAAAUAAAUAAAUAGAAGUUGCAAAUAGAGUCAAUUAAAGUCGAGUGGUAGAUUUUCUAAAACGUCGACAAUAGCGACGGCAGCUACGACGACAACAACGAGAACAUUAUGUCAGCAAAAAUAUUUAUUCUCAGUCAUAGAAUGCUCGUGUUUCGAACUGGAACUUCAGUGUAUGCGUCGUAAUAAUCUAGUAAAUUAGUACAUUCAAUAAAAAAAGAAAUACUAAGUGAUCAAACAAUAACAUAAAGUCACAAAAAAUAAAAAUAAAAAAUAAUUAAAAUACAGUGGCUAGUGCAUAAAGAAAAGAAAUAUAACAAAACAAAUUAAAGCAAUAAUAUCAACUUCCAUCAUUUUUUUAUUGAUCUCAGCAUCUGAUCUUUACAAUAAAAAGAGUCAACACAAAGAAUUUGGAGAACAAAAGUAGAAGUUCAUUGUUGUUGUUUUACGUACGUAACGCAAAGUCGUACAUUCCGUUCGUUUUAUUCUUAUUUUAUUUAUAACAAAAUAAUGACAAUAUGACUAGAGUAGGAGAAGCGGGUGUACAGAAUGACAUGGCAGAAGUCGAUGCGAAAUAUGGCAAAAAAUUGGCAUAUGAACGCAAUUUUAAGGCACCCUUAUGGCGUAAACGUUCCUGCACAGAUGUACCUUGUUUAUUAUUAUUUUUAGUCUUCCUGGGAGCUUGGGUUUUCAUUGCCACCUACGCUUGGCGCAAUGGAGAUUUAAAUAAACUUGUCGUACCCACCGAUUCAUUUAAUAAAAAAUGUGGCAUAGAUUCCGGUGUUUUGAAUAAAAAAUAUUUGUUUUUCUUUAAUCUCGACAAAUGUAUAGAUCCUCUAGUACCUAUAACGGGCUGUCCUACGCCACAGGUUUGUGUGGAACAAUGUCCACAGCAGACUUUCAUUUGGGAUACCAUGAAAAAUCAACUUUCAUUGGAGGAGUUGAAAGCUAGACUGAUUUGCCUAACCGAUAACGAUAAGUUUAAUAUAAACAGCAAGGAGGAUGCUCAAAAGGCCAUAAAUGAGGAACGCUGUGCCAGGUGGUAUAUAAAAAGUGCACCCUUCUUAAAUCGUUGCAUGUGGGAAUUCUCACCGCAGGUCUGUGAGUAUAUACCGGCUUUCCUGUUGCAACGCAACCAAAGAGAUCUAACGGGUCUGCAAACGAAUAUAAUUGCUACACAAAGUGAACAACAAUUACAAGCUUUAGCAUUAACCAUGUUUCCCGAAGCGCAGGCUCUUAUGGCGGUGAAACCAGCCACAGCAAUAGAUGCCAAACUUGCCCCAGCUGAAGAGCCUGUUGUACAAUGUCGCAGACGUCAGCAAUUGGGUGAGACUGUUAUUAAAGAAAAAAUGUUACAAACCGAUACCAGACUGGCGAAAUUCAUUGGCAACAUAGUGGCUCAUUUCACUAAUGGCACCCACGAGGCUCAACGUGUAGGCGAAAAUGUUGUAGAGGACAUUUUAAAUUCGUAUAUUGUGAUAUUAACGGCAAUGUUAUGCACUUUGGUGGCCUCGUUAAUAUUCAUUGCCUUAAUGCGCUGGCUGGCAGCGCCCUUCUUGUGGACUUCCAUUUUCGGAGUACUAAUUGGUCUUGUAGUGGGCAUUUAUUUCAGCAUUAAUAAAUAUAUAUUUUAUCAUCGUGAAGCUACUGUGCCACAACAUGCUCUAAAUUUGAAUGCAGUGGUGAAAAAUAUUUUGCAGGACGAACGUUUGUGGCUGUAUCUGAGCAUAUUUUUAUGUGUAUUCUUUGUCAUCUUACUGCUGCUGUUAAUCGUUUUACGUAAUCGUAUUAGCAUUGCAGUGGCUCUAAUCAAAGAGGGCAGCAAAGCUGUAUCCAGUGUCAAAUCGACAGUUUUCUUUCCCAUAUUUACCUGGAUACUGUUCAUUGUAGCGAUAUUAUACGCAGUGGGAGUUGGUCUAUAUUUGGGUUCAAUUGGUAAAAAUUCAUUUAGAAUGAUUAGGCAGCUAGAUCCUAACAGUGUGACGGGUGUCACCCAAGAGAACUGUAAAUGUGAUGGUCCCGCCGUAAAUUACACAGUAGGAGCAAGUUGUGAACCACAAAUUUUCCAGGAUCAUUGUUACAACGCUGACAUUUCUCUACUGGGCUUCUUUCAACAGUCCCAAAGAUCUCCCUGCACUAAGACAAUGUGCAGUUUUGUUGAAGUCAAACAUACACCAUUGGUCACUUGGUUUAUUGUUUACAAUGUCUUUGGUUACUUAUGGUUGACAUUCUUUAUUAGUGCUUUUAGUGACAUGGUUUUAGCCUGUACAUUUGCCACCUGGUAUUGGACGUUUAAAAAGAAGGAUGUGCCCUUUUUUACCCUUACUAAAGCCAUAUUCCAGACUUCCUUCUAUCAUUUGGGCACUUUAGCUUUUGGUUCACUCAUACUGGCUAUAUGUCGCUUGAUACGUCUGAUAUUGGAGUAUAUUGAUCGGAAGAUGAAAAAAUAUGAUAAUGCUGUAACACGAGCCAUACUCUGUUGCAUGCGCUGCUUCUUUUGGUUACUGGAAUCAUUUUUACGUUUCCUAAGUAAAAAUGCCUACAUCAUGUGCGCCAUUCAUGGUAAAAAUUUCUGCACUAGUGCCAAAGAUGCUUUCAAUUUAACCAUGCGCAAUUUUUUGCGUGUCGUUACUUUGGAUAAGGUAACCGAUUUUCUAUUCUUUAUGUCUAAACUCUUGAUAACGGGAGGAGCAGGCGUUGCUACUUAUUUCUUUUUACUAAAUAACCCGUCCAUUAUACAAUUACAUUAUAUAGCCGUGCCCACCGCUAUUGUGGCCAUAUGUGCUUUUCUUAUAACGAGUGUAUUCUUUAGUGUCUAUUCCAUGGCUGUGGAUACUUUAUUUUUGUGCUUCCUUGAAGAUAUCGAAAGAAACGAUGGUUCUCCAGAGAAACCAUACUAUAUGUCUAAACAACUUAUGAAAAUAUUGGGUAAACGCAAUAAAUUACCAAAAUGAACACCAUAAAACGG
This is a messenger RNA of Lucilia sericata (common green bottle fly), 3460 nucleotides long. It is a transcript of the gene Ctl2, whose product is annotated as choline transporter-like 2. Gene Ontology annotation, biological process: transmembrane transport. The record is from RefSeq and is a predicted model, not a curated record. The transcript is spliced from 4 exons. Bases 1011 to 3446 code for a protein of 811 amino acids. Gene Ontology annotation, cellular component: membrane. NCBI's taxonomy places the organism in Eukaryota, Metazoa, Arthropoda, Insecta, Diptera, Calliphoridae. Gene Ontology annotation, molecular function: transmembrane transporter activity.